Syngnathoides biaculeatus (alligator pipefish) is the source of this 1026-nucleotide messenger RNA. RefSeq names its product methionine sulfoxide reductase B1a (gene msrb1a). NCBI's taxonomy places the organism in Eukaryota, Metazoa, Chordata, Actinopteri, Syngnathiformes, Syngnathidae. Gene Ontology annotation, molecular function: peptide-methionine (R)-S-oxide reductase activity. The transcript has 4 exons. The record is from RefSeq and is a predicted model, not a curated record.
CCGAGUUUAUAUCAGUGAAGGAGGACAAAUUGACAAAAAACAAUUCCGACUGAGACAGCCAGUUGAUGAGUCGAAGCUCAACAGAACACGUAUGUUUUUGGAAUGCCAGCGAAAUUCGGAAUAUCUUGAGAAAUCGGAUUUCAACCCCCCCCCCAAACCUCAAACGAAUUUACGCGUGCGCCAAGUGCGAUCACCAUCUGUUCUCCAGCCGCUCCAAGUACGAGCAUUCGUCUCCCUGGCCGGCGUUCACGGAGACGGUCCGCCAAGACAGCGUGGCCAAACGCCAGGAGAGACCCGGAGCCUUCAAGGUGCUGUGCGGCAAGUGCGGAAAUGGACUCGGCCACGAGUUUGUCAACGACGGCCCCGCUAGAGGCUUGUCUCGGUUUUGAAUAUUCAGCAGCUCACUAAAGUUCAUUCCGAAAGAACAUGUCGAUGGACAAUAAAGUGAGCAUUGCGGAGGAGUUUUGCGGGAUCUGCUCAGUAAAGUGCGGUCAGCGAAUGAUGCGCUCUGGGGGAAAAAGGCCGACCCGGCAGCACCAGAGUUCUGAUGGAGCCUGGCCCCACUGGACAGCAACAGUAGGAAAAAAACAAACAAACAUUUUUGUCUUGCAGUAAUUGAGACUCAGGAGAGCAUCGCUUAGCCAACUUUUACACACGUUUUUGUCUUCCGGUAUGGAUUUGAAAUUGAAUAGAAAUACAUUUUCAUCCAUCCAACGUUAGUGUUGGUCCGGCAAUAAGUCGGUUGGACUCCGCCGAGUUCUGCGCAUUGUCACCGAUUUUAUUCACAAGUUGUAUGGACAGAAUUUCUCAGCGUAACACUAACGUAAGCACAACGUUGCCUCUGUUUUAUUUUACUUUUUUUUUUUUUUCAAUCAUGGAAAUGUAUGAAAAAGGCAGGGACCAAAUAUUUUAUUUAUGAAUUUGCUACCCAUUAGCACUUGAUGAAAAGAAGCAGUACUUAGCCACUCAGUUGCAGCGCCAUGUUUAAUGGGGGGAAAAAAAGUCAAAUAAAUAUAUUUUAACGUA